UUCAUUCCAUUUGUUUUGAAAAUAAGCGGUUGAUAACCGUUGUUUCGUCGUCGUCGUUGUUGGUCGUUUUUCAGUUACAAAAUUGAUAAUUUUUGUGUUAAUCAUGUUAUUUACGUGAAUUAAAGUAAAUGAAUUAUUUUUUUACAUGUGGUACUAAUUAGUUUGCUCAAACUUUGUGUUUUGUCCUUCAAAACGAUAAGAUUUCUUCGCUCUCUUUUGUUUACAAGGAAUUGUCACAUACUUGUUUCAAUCAUGGAGGUGGUGUCAGUCGAAGCUCGUCUAAACAAGCUUCGAGAGGAGAGGAUCGCGAGGGAAAAAGCAAGGAUCGAAAAGUUACGAGAAUUAAAUCUAAAGAAGUACAACAAAACAGAUCCUCAGCCCCAGAAAUCUGUUUCCAACUUGUCUAUCUCUAAAAGCAAAACUGACAGCGUCAAUACAAGACCUAAUGCUAUUGGCGCAGUCAGAAAUCAUUUUCACAUGAACGGCGGAUUCAGAAGACCUACAUCUGUCGCUGCUUUAACUAAGAAAAUCCCUAAUAAAGAAAACAAUAGCGAUGUUAAUAAAACUAACACAACAGGCAAUGUUGCAAAACCUAAAGACGCUGUCCAAAAUAAAGCUUUAAAUCAUGUUAAAUCUAAAGAUCUAAUUAAUAAACAUGAUAAGAAUGAUGAAGCGUCUAAAAAGGUAAUACCAACAAGUUCUAAAAUUGAAAGACCAAAAGAUGAAAAAAUACCAAUUGUCAGAACAAAAUCUAAGGAUACAAAAUUCGUUAACAGGGUUACAACUAAUACGACAGUGUUCAGAAAGAGUAUUGCACCAAAAACUGAAGUGGCCAAGACUUUGCCUAGAAAAAGUCUACCAGCGUCUACUUUUAAAGCUGGCCCGAAUAAAGAGUCAGUCUUUGACAGAUUAUACAAGCCUAAACCUGUGCAUAAAAAGGAAGUUGACGACGUUAAAAAACUCCAAAUGGACACAAAAUACUUGAAGAAACUGAUCAAAGACUCUGGUUUGAUCUUGAAUAAGAGACACACAGUUUUUGAUGUGAAACCAAAGACAAAUGUCCCAGUCAGGAGGUCAAUUUCCGCUGUACAUUUCAAGCGAAUUAGCAAGAAUGAGAUUAACAAUUGUAUUCAUAAAUGGUCAUCUAUUGGCGAGAAUAUUGACAAAGUCCAUUUGAAGGAUAUCAAUGAAGACGAGAAUGUUAAAGGCGAAAAAGUAAUUUCUGCUAUUAAAAGCGAAAGGAAAAAAGUUAAAUUUCAAACACCAGUGCCAUUGAACUUCAACACGCCGAAACCGGAAGAGUUACAAGCAAAAUUGAAGAGUUGGUUGCAAAAACGGGGCAAGUCUCUCGAGUCGUUUCAUCAUUUGCAGUGUUUUGGCCUACAUCACCUUACACAGAAUAAUUUGAAGCCGUUUGAGGCACCUAAAUUUGAUUUUGAUGAUGAGGACAAGGAGAAUAUUGCGUUGGACUCUGACAGUGACGAUGGAUCGUAUCAUGAAAACAUGAAUGAGAAGGGAACACCCGGAUUGAAUAAAUGGAGGCAAGCAAGCUUCCUCAGUGAUAGCGGGGAUAUGAAUGAGAGUGGCAACACAACAAUGACAUCGGGGGAAACGAUGCAUGUCCACCAUGUUGACGAGUUGCUGAAUGGUGCGUUGAAUGAUUUGACAGAGUUGCUUCGUGAGGGCUUCGAGUGGGAGCAGUGCGCGCGCUGGCUGCGGGCGCUGCGCGCGCGCUGCCCGGACGCACGCGCGCGCGCCGGGUACUGGGAGUGCCGCGCCGCGCUGGAGGAGCGUCGCGGGGACCUGUGCGCCUCCGUGCAGUGCUGGGAGGAGGCCAUCGCCAAGGGCACGCAGCGCUCAGUAGUAGAAGCAAACUUGGACCAGUUGCUCGACAAGUUCAUGCAACUCAAGAUCAGUCCAAACAGUGGAAAGCAGCGACCGGUGGACCCCAAAAUGGUGGACGUGAAAAACAUUUUUAAGAGCACUAUAAUAAGAUUUGCUGUACAGCAGGCUAAAUUACGCAAGUCGAUGGGUCCCGAGAGCCUCGGCGCGCAGUACACGGUGACGCCGGUGCGCCGCAGCGCGCGGCUGCAGGCGCGCGCGCCGCUGCAGCUCUGCAGCUCCGUUAGACAGGCAAGGGAAUUUGUGCAGCCACUUCAAUUUGUGCCAAACGCUCAACUCAGCGGGACUCCUUGACUUUCUCAAUUUUGAUUUAAUUAAUACGAACAGCAAUGUCGCCACUAGCGACUGUGGUCCAGAAUAGCCACUAGCGACUGUGGACAGAUAGAUUUUCGCAUUUAUAAUAUUAUUUUGGAAGUAUUCGAGUCUGAAACGGUUCUCCGACAAUUGCUUCGUCUACGAACGUUUCGUCGACAGAAUGUCUCCUCUAUUCUGUCGGCGAAUCGUACGUAGACGAAGCAAUUAUCGGAGAACCGUUCCAGACUCGUAUCCGUUCCAUACUUCCAAAUAUGGAUGGAUACACAUAAACUUAGUUUUUUCUUACAUGUCCUAUGUAAACAAUCUUACUAUGUAUUUUUAUGAUUUCACAGCAAUAUAAAGUAAAAUGUACUUUCUAGGUAAUCACUUUUGUGGUUAAAAAAUGUUUUACUUUAUAAUGUGUAAGUUUGAAUUAAUAUUUGUUUUUUUUUAAAAUCAAAAUUCAUUAAUAUGUACUGUGAAGAUUGUUUACAUGUUGAACUCGUAAGAAAUAACGGAGUGUACAUAGCUCAUUUUAUUUCUAAUUUAUCUAAUCGUAUGGCGUCUAUUCUCAUUUGAAAUGUUAUUUAAUAAAUUUUCCCAUUUCUAAUGUUUUAUUUACUUAUUGUUUGAGAAAAUAUUAAUCAAUGUAAUUACAUAACAAAUAUAAUUGUGUAUUUGACGACAUCGCAGCGCGAUAUACUUGCUAAAUUCACAUUUUGUAUGUGCUUGCAUAUUCUUUUCUUUAUGCGUGGUCAUUCGACCCGCACGACCUG
Plodia interpunctella (Indianmeal moth) is the source of this 2972-nucleotide messenger RNA. RefSeq lists its product as uncharacterized. The record is from RefSeq and is a predicted model, not a curated record. The coding region runs from base 253 to 2196 and encodes 647 amino acids. The transcript has 7 exons. NCBI's taxonomy places the organism in Eukaryota, Metazoa, Arthropoda, Insecta, Lepidoptera, Pyralidae.